Trifolium pratense (red clover) is the source of this 3182-nucleotide messenger RNA. RefSeq names its product endoplasmic reticulum metallopeptidase 1. Lineage: Eukaryota; Viridiplantae; Streptophyta; Magnoliopsida; Fabales; Fabaceae. Gene Ontology annotation, molecular function: metalloexopeptidase activity. Gene Ontology annotation, biological process: proteolysis. The transcript is spliced from 21 exons. The record is from RefSeq and is a predicted model, not a curated record. The coding region runs from base 348 to 2960 and encodes 870 amino acids.
AGAAAAAAAAAAACAGAGAGAAAAAACCGGCCCACACUACAAGUCAGCUUAGUUAAUAAACCGAUUAUAAAUCUAAAACCAGCGAUGAACAAAAUUGGAAUGUUCCCUCACUUACCCGUUCUUGUCAACAAAAGUGCACUGUUUUUGUCACAUUUCAAUACCAACACCAAACAAAAAGACAUACAUAACUCUCUCUAACUAACUGCCGCACCACUAGUGCACUUUGUUUACGACUCUGACUCUAUAAACUAAUCAAACGCAACACACAAACAAAAACACAAUCAAUCUGAGAUUAUUAUUUCUCAUUUUCUCUCUCUCUAAAUUCUCCGUCAAAAAACCCAACCAACAUGGCUGUCGGAUUCGGGUCAUCCGAAGAUGUAUCCGGUUUCAAAUUCCUUUUCCUUAUGACGAUUGUGUACGGUCUUAUGUCUAUGCUUACAUACUCAGUCAUUCACAUGAACUUCAUCAAUCCACUUCAUAUCGAUGCUCCUCGAGAUCAAUUUUCUGAAGGUAGAGCUAUCCAACAUGUUCGAAUGUUGUCUCAAGAGAUCGACGGUCGUCAAGAAGGGCGUCCUGGUUUGAAAAAAGCUGCUGAUUACAUUAAGACUGAGUUGGAAUUAAUUAAGGACAGAGCUACUUCUAAUGUCAGAAUUGAGAUUGAAGAGAGUACUGUUAGUGGAUCCUUUAAUAUGAACUUUUUGGGUCAUUACAUUGCUUUGGGAUACAGAAAUCAUACUAAUAUUAUUAUGAGGAUAUCAUCUAUAGAUUCUAAAGAUACGGAUCCAUCGGUUUUAGUAAACGGACAUUUUGAUAGUCCCCUUGGUUCUCCUGGUGCUGGUGAUUGUGGUUCAUGUGUUGCUUCAAUGCUGGAAAUUGCAAGACUAAUUGUGGACACUAGUUGGGUUCCGCACCACCCUGUUAUUUUCCUUUUUAAUGGUGCUGAGGAACUUUUCAUGUUGGGUUCACAUGGAUUCAUGAAGACAAAUAAAUGGAACAACACGAUAGGAGCUUUUGUAAAUGUGGAGGCAUCUGGGACUGGAGGCCCUGAUUUAGUAUGCCAAUCUGGACCAAGUUCUUGGCCUUCUAAUAUCUACGCAGAAGCAGCAAUAUAUCCUAUGGCUACUAGUGCAGCUCAGGAUGUUUUUCCUAUUAUUCCCGGUGAUACAGAUUACCGAAUAUUUUCCGAAGACUACGGCAGUAUUCCCGGGCUUGACAUUAUCUUCCUCCUUGGUGGUUAUUUUUACCAUACCUCAUUUGAUACAGUGGAGCAACUAUUACCUGGAAGCAUCCAAGCACGUGGAGAAAAUUUGUUCAGCAUAAUCAAGGCUUUUAGUAAUUCUUCUAAGUUACAAAACACAUAUCAAACAAAUUAUAGUGAAGCUAGAGCUAGUUUAUUCAACGAAGAGCGAGCUAUAUUCUUUGAUUAUCUCUCAUGGUUUAUGAUAUUUUAUUCCAAAAGGGUAGCUAAAAUUCUUCACAGCUUUCCCAUCUUCUUGUUCUUUGUCAUGCCUUUUACGCGUGGUCGGUUCAGUUCCUGUUUGUCAACUUUGUGUGAUUUUGUGAAAGGAUUUCUGUUACAUGCAGUUGGGAUUAUAUUGGCAAUUAUUGUGCCUGUUGUGUUUUCUUUGCUAAGAUUACUGUUCACUUCUCAGACGAUGAAUUGGUUUGCUCAUCCAUUUUUGGCUUUCUUGAUGUUUAUACCCUGCGCACUCGUCGGUCUUAUAAUCCCAAGAAUUAUCUGGAGACAUUUUCCUCUUUCUCAAGAUCCCGCAAUUGUCAAGAGAUCAAAAGAGGCACUAUCCGAUGAAGCAAGGUUUUGGGGAGCAUUUGGUUUCUAUGCCUUAUUAACUUUGGCAUAUCUUGUAGCUGGUUUAAGUGGAGGAUUCGUGACUUUUGUUGCGUCUGCUUCCAUGCUUCCUUCAUGGAUAUCCUUCUGCUUAUCAGUCAAAUCCUUCGGACGACAUUCAUUCAGGUCAACAAUGUUUUACAUAUUACCCCUUUUUCCAUGCCUUUCAUACGCUGUUUAUUUUGGUGGCUUUCUUGCUCAAUUUCUGAUAGAGAAGAUGGGCAUGAUGGGUUCUCUUCCUCUACCAUAUGGGUACUAUGUUCCGGAUAUUAUUGUGGCAGCAGUAAUUGGACUUAUAACUGGUUGGUCUGUGGGCCCUCUAAUGCCCAUUUGUGGUCGUUGGUUAGCAAGGUCAUCUAUUUUGCGAUUUCUGCUGCAUCUUAGUCUGCUUGGUUUAGCGAUAUCUUCUCAGUUCUUUCCUUACUCCACGUCUGCACCUAAGAGAAUUGUUUUUCAGCACACUUUCCGAACUACAGGCGUGAGUCAGAUAACGGAAUCCACUUAUGAUUUAUCUGUACUAGAUUCCAAUUCUUUACUAUUCAUUUUCAAACACUCACCUGAAGUAGCAAAAUUAUUGAAUGUUACUUCGGAUUUUUCACUUGAAUCUGCAUCACUGUCUAAACGCCACGAUUGGAUGGUAAUUUUUCCCGUUUCUUCUCUCUUUUCAAAUAGUCUGAAGUUCCCUGCAAAAGAGGAUGAUAUUGUGAAGCAAUAUGAAUUCUUUCCCACAUUGUCUGUUCAAAAUACAUCUUCAGAUUCCGAAAAGGGACAUAGAAGAGUUCACUUGGAGUUUUAUUUAGGUUCCUUAGAAGAGAUCUGGGUUGCAGUUCUUAACAUCACCGGUCCAUUAUCUAGUUGGUCAUUUGCAGAUAAUGCGCUUCCAGGAACCGAAGCCUAUGGUGGUGGUCCACCAUCAUAUAUAUUACGACUUAGCGGACCGAGCGACAGGAAUUGGUCUUUCUGGUUAGAGGCUAACAGCUCUGAAGCAUUGAGAGUGGAGCUUUCAGUUUUGGACCAAAAGUUGGUUGAUCCCGCGAAGAGAUUGAAGAAUCUUUUCCCUAAAUGGGUUGAUGUAGUUGCUUAUUCUAGUUUCAUUUCUUGCUAUACCUUUUAAUAGUGAUUAAAUUUGUAUAGGAUAGUCAUAGACUCAUAGCCAUAGGAAUUGGUAGAAUAAUUAAGUUAGUUUAUAUCGCUAACCUAUUUCCAGCACAGGAUUUUGAUGUUUAUUUUAUAUCCAAAUUUUUAGACGAAACAAGUAACUUGGUAUUUAUAGAUGCAGAAUCCUAACAAAAAUUCGAUGUUAUGAAAUGCCAUAAAUCUCUGCUGAAUUCUAAUA